AACAAGAAGCCACAGCUUGGCCAAAAUGGCUGGCUAACGACCCCAAGUUUGCGUUAGAAGACGAUGCCUUUUUCAGGGAUGGUUUUCUCUCUUGGCUCAUGUUUUGCUUGCUCUCUGUCUGCCUGUGUCCCUGACCAUGCAUGCCCUGCAGUAUUCUUUAACGAUUUAUCAGCAAGACUGUUGAAAGUUUAACCAUCCAAGAUGCCUGUCCCUCCCCCUCCUGGACCCCCACCACCCCCGACACUUGCACUGGCCAAUACAGAAAAGCCUACCUUGAACAGAGCAGAGCAGGCUGGGAGAAAUGCUCUCCUUUCGGACAUCAGCAAAGGGAAAAAACUAAAGAAGGCAGUCACCAAUGACAGAAGUGCACCGAUUUUGGACAAACCUAAAGGAGCUGGUGCUGGUGGCGGUGGUGGCUUUGGUGGAGGUGGUGGAGGCGGUGGAGGUGGUGGAAGUUUUGGCGGGGGUGUACCACCCGGUUUGGGAGGACUGUUCCAGGCUGGAAUGCCCAAGCUGAGAUCCACAGCCAACAGGGAUAACGAUUCCGGAGGAAGCCGACCACCAGUUUUGCCACCGGGAGGAAGAUCCACAUCUGUCAAACCUUUUCCUCCCCCAAGUGGCAUAGGGAGAUUUCCAGUGCCUUCUCCAAGCCACAGAAGUGGUCCCCCAGAGCCUCAGAGGAACCGGAUGCCGCCUCCAAGGCCUGACGUGGGCUCAAAGCCCGAUAGUGUUCCUCCUCCAGUACCUAAUACACCAAGACCCAUUCAAUCAAAUCUGCACAACCGUGGCUCCCCACCAGUGCUUGGGGCGCUCAGGCAGCCCAGCCCUGGGCCGACACCUCCCCCUUUCCCCGGAAACCGAGCUGCUGCCUUUGGAGGGGGCUCCUUGCGCCAGACACCCUCUGGCUCCUCCUCACCUUUCUCCAACAGGCCUCCCCUCCCUCCCACCCCAAGCAGGGCCUUAGAUGACAAGCCCCCGCCUCCACCGCCUCCAGUGGGCAACCGGCCCUCCUUUCACAGAGAAGCUGGUCCACCUCCUCCCCCUCAGAACAACAAGCCUCCUGUGCCUUCCACCCCACGGCCUUCCUCCUCCUCACAGGCCCCACCUCCUCCGCCGCCACCCUGCAGGCCCGGUCCUCCCCCGGUGCCCCCGGGUUCCAUCGGCAAUGAUGAAAUCCCAAGGCUUCCACAGCGGAAUUUGUCUCUUGCUUCGUCGACACCACCCUUACCUUCACCAGGACGCUCAGGCCCUCUUCCUCCCCCACCCAGUGAGAGGCCCCCUCCUCCCGUGAGGGACCCUCCAGGCCGAUCAGGCCCUCUCCCUCCGCCUCCUCCAAUAAGCAGAAAUGGCAACACGUCUCGAGCUCUGCCUGCCACCCCUCAGUUGCCGUCCAGGAGUGGGCUAGAUAGCCCCAGAAGUGGGUCCAGGCCUCCUCUUCCUCCUGAUAGGCCUGGUGCUGGAGUACCUCCCCCACCUCCCCCAUCUACAUCAAUUAGAAAUGGCUUCCAGGAUUCAUCCUGUGAAGAUGAGUGGGAAAGCAGAUUCGUCUUCCAUCCGAUUUCUGAUUUGCCACCUCCAGAGCCAUAUGUACCAACGACCAAAAGUUAUCCCAGUAAAUUAGCAAGAAAUGAAAGCCGGAGUGGAUCCAAUCGAAGAGAAAGGGGUGCCCCCCCACUUCCUCCUAUCCCAAGGUGAUCCUCAUCUGCCUUCCUCCACACGAGCUCAAGAGCUGCUUUUAUUGUUGCUAUCCAAGAAUUGCACGCCCUCUUCCC
Molecule: messenger RNA, 1772 nt
Organism: Chrysochloris asiatica (Cape golden mole)
Lineage: Eukaryota; Metazoa; Chordata; Mammalia; Afrosoricida; Chrysochloridae
Gene: WIPF1
Product: WAS/WASL interacting protein family, member 1
Exons: 8
Coding region: 202-1695 (497 amino acids)
Molecular function (GO): actin binding
Source: RefSeq, a predicted model, not a curated record